UGCGGCAUCUUCCAGGUCAUGUGACCAACCCCCCCCCCCUCCCUGGGUUUCAGAAGGGGUCUCCAGAUAGGUAGCUCGAGCUGUUCACUUGUAUGGAACCAGAUAUCGCCCCGUCCUCUCACAACCAGUACAAUAUCGACGGUAGGAAAAAUACUGCUUUCCCAAGACAUGCCCCUCUAGCGAACCUCUUUGAUGUAAAUACUACCGAGCCAGGAAUCACAGCUUUUACAGUGUCUCUGGAGGAGGAAUCGAAGAGGCAGCAGGAGGAUCCACCCAGCACCAGCGGACCAAUCAUGACCUCUGACACUGACCAUCGUCAAGACGGCCCACGUCCAGUUCUCUCCAGGAUAUCAGCGAGCACCUCUGAGGAGGAUGUUCUCUGUCCUAUUCCACCUCUCCCCCACGGACCUGAUUCUCGGUACGAGAGAAUUGGAGGCCAAACAGGGACUUCUUUUUUACAGACCCUGAUCCACCUCCUGAAGGGGAACAUCGGCACAGGGCUGCUAGGUCUACCUCUGGCUGUCAGGAACGCAGGCCUUGUGUUAGGACCUCUGAGUCUGUUUGCCAUGGGGAUAAUAGCAGUCCACUGUAUGAAUCUGCUUGCAAAAUGUUCCCACCACCUCAGUGCAAAGUUGAACAAGCCCUUUCUGGACUAUGGUGAUGCUGUGCAGUAUGGUAUGGAGAAUGUCCCGUGGCUGAGAAGGCACUCAAUAUGGGGGAGGCAGAUAGUGAACGUGUUUCUGAUCAUCACCCAGCUGGGUUUCUGCUGUGUCUACUUCGUCUUCCUCAGUGACAAUGUCAAACAGGUGGUGGAGGCUUCUAACGGGACAACCAUGAACUGCCACAGAAACCAGACGGCUGUGACCGUCCCCAGCUUUGACUCCCGUCUCUACAUGUUGUGUUUCCUGCCAGCCAUUAUACUCCUGGUGUUCACCCCAAACCUGAAGUAUCUGGCCCCACUCUCUCUGGCAGCCAACCUGGCCAUGUGUACUAGUCUGGUCCUCAUCUACUUCUUCUGCUUCACGAACAUCCCAAAUCAUAUCAACCUGCCCAAGGUGGGUCAUGCCAAAGACUACCCUCUCUUCUUUGGAACGGCCAUCUUUGCUUUCGAGGGGAUAGGAGUGGUCCUGCCUCUGGAGAACAAGAUGCAGAAGCCUCAGAGUUUCAAUAUGGUUCUAUGUCUGGGUAUGGGCAUCAUCACCUUCCUCUAUAUCAGCUUGGGGACCAUAGGGUACAUCACCUUUGGAGAGGCCAUUGGGGGAAGUAUCACCCUUAACUUACCCAACUGCUGGAUGUAUCAGAUUGUAAAGCUUCUCUACUGUUUCGGUAUCUACAUCACCUUUGCCCUUCAGUUCUACGUGCCAGCUGCGAUCCUGAUUCCUCCUGUGUUGUCCCGCUUCUCAGAGAGAUGGGAACUGACGGUUGAUCUCCUGAUCCGCACUGCGCUCGUAGUCUUCACCUGUGUCCUGGCCAUAUUGAUCCCCCAGCUGGACCUGGUCAUCUCUUUAGUGGGGUCCGUCAGCAGCAGUUUCCUGGCUCUCAUCUUCCCGCCACUCCUCCAGAUCCUCACCUACCACAACGAAGGUCUGUCUCCCUGGGUCAUCGUCAAGAACACCCUGAUCUCUGUCAUCGGCUUCCUCGGCUUCAUCACCGGCACCUAUAUAUCCAUCACAGAGAUCAUCAAACGCAACGGCAGACAUGACAAUCUGGAUGUGACCUUCUUCCAGGUCCAGUGAGAGAUCUAGUGAGGAAGAGGAGCAUAUCUUGACAGUGGUUGGUCUGGCAAACAGUGGAGGCUGGCGGGUGGAUAAAAUCUGAAGACAGGCUCAUUUUUAGUAUGGAUGGUACCUUCCUUUGAUUUAGUGACACCAGCCUCCACUGCUGUCAAACAAGCACAGUUAAAAGAUGUCUUCACCCUGACUUCAGACAUGUGUUUUUCUCACUUGCUCAAUUGUCCAUUGAUUAAACAUUUAUUGAUAUUGUGAGUCUGCUUACUGUUGUGGUUAUUGGUCGCUGUGGAGCAAUUAUUUAAUGGAAUAUAAGUGUAAACCAACUAAUUGUUACAGUAACCGUAUAGCUAAGAAGAUAACACAUUUUAUUUUAUUUAAUUUAACCUUUUUUAUUUAACCAGGCAAGUCCAGUUAAGUAACAAAUUCUUAUUUACAAUGACGGCCUACUCCGGCCAAACCCGGACGGCGCUGGUCCAAUGGUUUCCGCCCUAUGACACGAGCUUCUCUCUGUGCCUUAUGACCAUGUUUAUAACUUCUUAUUUUUAUGGUGUACUUUUUUGAUAUAUAUAUAUAUAUUUUUUACUUUUCCAUGCCGCAAGAACACCUAUCUUACAUGUUCAUUAUUUUAUGUUGAAUAAUUUAACCAAAUCAUUGAAUAUUGAACAAUCACAUUCUCGUUACAUUUUAUUAUUGUUAAAACAAGGUACUAAUAGAAAUACUCAUUCUUGUUCGACGUUCUGUUUAAAUACAUCCUGGAAGUUGUCCAAGUGAUAAAAUAGCAUUUACAUAACAGUUAAGUUCCAUUUUGAUUCAUAUCAUAAUUCUAUAUAGGCCUUGUUUUAACUAGUGUAUUUCCAAUAGAAUGGUAAAUGACUGACCGUGUUUAAUAUGACUAUCAGAACACAACAACCUGUAGUCUGACAAUCACCAUCAUUACUGCUGCACAUGUAGCUAUGACAUUGACAUUGAAUACAGUUUCCUGACUACAAAUUGGAUACAGUUUCCUGACUAAAAAUUGAAUACAGUUUCCUGACUACAAAUUGAAUACAGUUUCCCCGACUACAAAUUGAAUACAGUUUCCCCGACUACAAAUUGAAUACAGUUUCCCCGACUACAAAUUGAAUACAGUUUCCCCGACUACAAAUUGAAUAGUUUCCCCGACUACAAAUUGAAUACAGUUUCCCCGACUACAAAUUGAAUACAGUUUCCCCGACUACAAAUUGAAUACAGUUUCCCCGACUACAAAUUGAAUACAGUUUCCCCGACUACAAAUUGAAUACAGUUUCCCCGACUACAAAUUGAGAGACAAAAAGAUGUAAUAGUUGAAUGGACAUUUUUGUUUUUAAAAGGAAAAGCAUCAUUUACAUGUUUCAAGUCAAACUGUCCAGAUCACCUACUGUAAUACUGAUUAACCUAAGGGACUGUAAAGAAAUAUGACAAAAUAAUGUGUAUAUUGUGGAGCUAAUACCAUGUGUAUAUUGUGGAGCUAAUACCAUGUGUAUAUUGUGGAGCUAAUACCAUGUGUAUAUUGUGGAGCUAAUACCAUGUGUAUAUUGUGGAGCUAAUACCAUGUGUAUAUUGUGGAGCUAAUACCAUGUGUAUAUUGUGGAGCUAAUACCAUGUGUAUAUUGUGGAGCUAAUACCAUGUGUAUAUUGUGGAGCUAAUACCAUGUGUAUAUUGUGGAGCUAAUACCAUGUUGUAUAUUGUGGAGCUAAUACCAUGUGUUAUUGUGGAGCUAAUACCAUGUGUAUAUUGUGGAGCUAAUACCAUGUGUAUAUUGUGGAGCUAAUACCAUGUGUAUAUUGUGGAGCUAAUACCAUGUGUAUAUUGUGGAGCUAAUACCAUGUGUAUAUUGUGGAGCUAAUACCAUGUGUAUAUUGUGGAGCUAAUACCAUGUGUUAUUGUGGAGCUAAUACCAUGUGUAUAUUGUGGAGCUAAUACCAUGUGUUAUUGUGGAGCUAAUACCAUGUGUAUAUUGUGGAGCUAAUACCAUGUGUAUAUUGUGGAGCUAAUACCAUGUGUAUAUUGUGGAGCUAAUACCAUGUGUAUAUUGUGGAGCUAAUACCAUGUGUAUAUUGUGGAGCUAAUACCAUGUGUAUAUUGUGGAGCUAAUACCAUGUGUAUAUUGUGGAGCUAAUACCAUGUGUAUAUUGUGGAGCUAAUACCAUGUGUUAUUCCUCAGUUGAGGUCAUUUAUGUUGGUGCUUUCAUUUAUUACAUUUGUCUCUAGUUGGGCACUGGAUUUAUUCAUCAUGCUCUAUUAUUUUAUUUAGGCAGCAUUUAUUUUUUAACUUGUCUCGGAUGUGCCAACUGUUUUCUUGAGUUUUUAGACUGAAUGGGCCUAGUUUAGAGUGGGUUGGACUGAACGUGCUCAGUUUAGAGUGGGUUGGACUGAACGUGCUCAGUUUAGAGUGGGUUGGACUGAACGUGCUCAGUUUAGAGUGGGUUGGACUGAAUGUGCUCCGUUUAGAGUGGGUUGGACUGAAUGUGCUCAGUUUAGAGUGGGUUGGACUGAACGUGCUCAGUUUAGAGUGAGUUGGACUGAACGUGCUCAGUUUAGAGUGGGUUGGACUGAAUGUGCUCCGUUUAGAGUGGGUUGGACUGAAUGUGCUCCGUUUAGAGUGGGUUGGACUGAAUGUGCUCCGUUUAGAGUGGGUUGGACUGAAUGUGCUCCGUUUAGAGUGCGUUGGACUGAAUGGGCCCAGUUUAGAGUGUGUUGGACUGAAUGUGCUCCGUUUAGAGUGGGUUGGACUGAAUGUGCUCUGUUUAGAGUGGGUUGGACUGAAUGUGCUCCGUUUAGAGUGGGUUGGACUGAAUGUGCUCCGUUUAGAGUGCGUUGGACUGAAUGGGCCCAGUUUAGAGUUGGAUGGAUGUCAUGGUGAUACCACAUGGCAUUGGGAGAACUGAACUGAUUGCCACUUUUUUCAACUAGCUUUGAAUAAUGGCAAGUUUUGAUCUAUUGUUGAGUUUGGACUUUAUUGUAAAUAAAAAUCGAGUAUUCUGAA
Messenger RNA from Oncorhynchus kisutch (coho salmon), 4735 nucleotides. RefSeq names its product proton-coupled amino acid transporter 1-like. The transcript has 12 exons. Gene Ontology annotation, molecular function: L-alanine transmembrane transporter activity; glycine transmembrane transporter activity; L-proline transmembrane transporter activity. Gene Ontology annotation, biological process: L-alanine transport; proton transmembrane transport; proline transmembrane transport. The record is from RefSeq and is a predicted model, not a curated record. NCBI's taxonomy places the organism in Eukaryota, Metazoa, Chordata, Actinopteri, Salmoniformes, Salmonidae. Gene Ontology annotation, cellular component: vacuolar membrane. Bases 93 to 1736 code for a protein of 547 amino acids.